CGCUCCCUGCUGCUCCCCAGGUGUCCGCCGGGACGCCGCCUCCUCCCUGCAGCCCUCCCUGAACCGAAGCCUUGAAGCCGGUUGGGCGCCCAGUGCCCGAGCCUGUACCCCUCGGCCACCCGGCCUGGUGACAUGGAAGCCGGUGUUACCAGACUUCUCCUGGCAUGGCCGUCUGGCCUGCGGUUCCGACUCUCCUCCCGAUGGCCCCGUCAUCACGGAGGGAGCGGGCCCAGGGGCGGAGGUGCCAACUCCAGGGAAUUCAAGGGUCCUGCCACCCUGCAGCGUCCCCACGUCCCACUCCCGACACUGGCGUCCUGGGAGCAGCUUCCCCAGCCGGAUCCCAGGUGGCCAGGACUCCACAGCCCCCUCCGCUGUCCCGGCCUCCUCCUGGACCCCUGGGAUGACCCCUCGGGUCCCUGACCUCGCCCCAAGGUGACUCGAGGCCUCCGGAUCUGGCCGCCUGCUCCUCCCGGGUCCCCGUCUCCCACCCAGGACCAGCCUCGCGGCCCCUCGCACGCAGCCUGGCGCUCUCUGGCUCCCUCGGCCGCGCCUGCCUGGGAAUCCGGCCCAGAGGCCGCCCAGGGCCGCGUCUGCCUGCCUGUCCCCACCGGGCUCGGAACCCCACAUGGAGCUCGGCACGGUCCCCUCCGCCCCCACCUCGCCGCGGCCCGGGCCGGAUGAUGGAGCCUCUGGGAAGGAGGAAGCUAAAGAUGCAAAGGUGCCCGUGAAAUCCCUGGUGACAGCCGUGACCGCUGAGGCUCCACCAAUUAAACACGGAGCUUUAACGGCCUGGAACACACCUGGGGCACGUGCGGCGGCUCCGCCCGACAGGCGUGCACCAGGCGAGCACGCGCAGGCUCAGCAGGCCCGGGGAGGGGGAGGCCGGGCUGGCAGCCCCCAGCUCAAGGGCAGGAGCCGGGGGUGCGGGCGGCUCCUUCCCAGCCUGCACCCUGGUGGCCUCCCGCCCGGGACAUGCCAUGACGGACGUCUGCAGCUCUCUCACCCCACAUCCCCGCGAGAGGCCUGGAUGGGGGCCGGAAGCUCUUCAAGUCCCAUCUCCCUCGUCCCCCAGCACAGUCUUGGACUCCCAGCCCGGUGCCCGGCCCGCAGCAGCAGGGGCAGAACGGUCAGCUGAGUACAUCCAAGUGCCUUGAAAAUGUCUGAGGACCUCGUGGCUGGUCUGAGUCCCACCAAAAGCCCGGACGGGGAGUCUGGGCCCUGCUCUGGCCUUGCCUCCCACUCCGCUGUGUCCCAGCGCCUGGUUGCCUUGUCCGAAGCUUCUCCACCUGCGCUGGCGCCUCCUGUGCGUCUGAGACGCUCCCUCUAGCGCUAGCAAAGCCCGUCUCCUCCUGUUGUCUCUCUAAACCCAGUGACCCCUCUCGCCUUCCCUCCGAGUGCCGCCUUUCCAUCUCAGUUCAGCUCCUUUUGCCCUGACCAGGUCCGUCUGUAAUGGAUGAUAAGAAGCAAAGCGUCGAGAACUUUUAAAGUUCUUAAGAAGAAAAACCUCCCAUUCACCCCUGCCCGGCAUAGCUGGGAACAAGACCAAACCCCAGAGGAUUUUCUGUAGUGGAAUAGGUCAGACUGGUGGGGGGACAGGUAAUGGUGGAGAGAAGGCAGGCAGGCAGGGUAGGGUGACAGCCCCCGAGGGGGACUGGCAGCAGGGAGUGUCCUGAAGGGGGACAGGCAGACACCGCCAGGGGAAAUUCAAGUGCAAGCCAUUGGCAAAGAGCAGACUCAGGCAGAGUGCCAGGCCUGGGUUUCGGGGACCCUGGUGACAUGUCUGGAGAGGUGGAAGGGGCAGAUGGCACAUUGGGGGGGUAUGUGAGUAGUCACUUCGGGACUCCAUUUUGCUUGUCUGUAAAAUGGGGACAGUGCUGGUGGCCUCCUCGUAGGGUGGUUUAAGGAUGAACUGAAUCAAUGUCAACAUGGCCCUUAAAGCGAGCCAGCAGAGGGGCCCGCUGUGGUGCUGGUGUCCUGUGUUGGUGGCGUCACUCGGGCCUUGCUGGUUUGGAGCAGGAUAGGGGGCUGCCCGUCACCACAUCCCCACCACACUCCGUGGGGAAGUUCUCAUCCUGAUUUGCAGAGGAGGCCUGGAGGGCUGAGGUCAGUGGUCCUGGGCCACAGGACAGCAGAGGGACAAGGACCUGAAGCCCACAUCUGACCCCAGAGCUCCUGCUCAGCCCUCCGCCAGUCACCUUCCCGCACUCUCCUGCCUCCCACAAGUCCAUGGCUCUUGUCCCCUAGGGAAGAGGACGGAGCCGUGGGGUGGAGGGACCCUGGCCUGGUGGGGCUGGAGGCUGGCCCCUCAAGCCUGCUGAGGGGACUCCAGCUGGUGACCACAGUGACUGGGUGUGGCUGGGGCCUGGCUGGAGGCCGUGACCCUACCCAGAGCUUCUGCCCGGCUCCAUUCCCACAGCGCCUGCUGGGGCCUCAAAGACAGGACCGGACAAGUUCUAGCAGCUUCCCCCACACUCUGAUCUGAAUUCCAGGCGCUGGUGUGUGAUUUUCAGGUGACAACUCCAAGGGACUGGGCUCAGCUGUCAUCCUGGGGGCUGCUGCCUGCCGCCUUCCCCAGGAGGAGGAGCCGGGCUCAUCUGAAGCUCCAGGGGAGAGCACAGAUGGGGACGGGAGAAAGGGCGGUGGCAGGGAGGGGACACGGGAGCAGAGCCAGGGACGGAGAGAGGAGAGCGGGAAGGAGAGGCAGAGAAGGAGCGUGGGAGGAGCGGGCCCAGGGAGACCCGAGGGGAGAGGCUGGGGAGGCGGCGGGUGGGGGAGAAAGCCAGGAGACAGACAGACGGACAGAAGCUGGCAGCCCCAGCCAGACUGAGCCCGAGGCUGGACAGAGGGAGGCCUGUGCAGAGACAGUGCAGACGGAGCUUCCAGGGAGACUGGGGAGCCGGGAAAGAGCAGGGCAGGGACCAAGAGGUGGCCGAGGAGGACAGAGUGAGUGCAAAACCCAGGGCCUCCCAGUGCCUACCCUGGCCCCAGGUCCCUGCAGGAACAGGACAGGCCAGAUGCAGAGGGCGGGCAGGGGGCUGGGAGGAAAGCCACCUCGGGUCCCCACCCCCAGCCUGGCCCAGGGCCACUGUCCUGCUCUGCACUGGUCUUCCUCCCUGGCCCCCCACAACUGGGCAAGAAGGGGCUCUAAUGCCCAAAGCCACAGCCAGGCGUGCAAGGCGCUCCACCCUGCACGCGCGCGCGCACACACACACACACACGCACACACACAGGGUGGCUGGGAAGGAAGAGCGUACCUGAGAAGGACCAGGAGCAAGGAAAGGGGUGGCUUCCUUCUCACCUCAAGUUCCUCCUCUGAAAGUCAGGACAGGAUGUCACACACUCCCCAAGAGCCUCAGGAGGCGGAGCUGGUGGGCUGGUGGGCGAGGGCAGGGCUCAGCCCAGCUCCGCUCCCAGCGAGGGGCCCCACCGCCAGGAACCAGGUGCUGAGAGCUGCUGGCCCCUUGGCUCCGCUGCCUCCCAGGGAGAGGAGGCCAGUGUGCCUCCCUCCCCACUGCCUCCCAGGCUGAGCGGGAAGCCUUUGAGACCAGGCAGGACUCCGCCAGUCCCCAGCCCAGCUUUGAGUGUCGAGGCCUGGCACUGCCCUCCGUACUGGCCCUGGGCCAGGAGGGGGGCAGUGGGAGAGGAAGCAGGGCUCUAGGAAGGAGCCGCCAGUCGCCCGGAUGGACAGGAGCGAAGACAGGCCAGAGGAGAAGCUAGGCCAGCGCCGUCCCAGAUGGCAGCCACCAGCCACCACGGCCACCCAGCUCUUGAAAGGCGGGCCGUCUGCGUUGAGGAAGACCCGCAUGGCGUGUGGCUUGGGCUGCGUUUCCACCAGGCGCCUUGUCCAGCUCCACCAUACCAGCGGGGAGACCGAGGCGCAGAGGAGGGACCCGCUGCCGGUCUCGGGCUCGGGGACAGGGCUGCCUCCUUAGGACUGGGUGAGAAGCAGAACCUGGGCGUGCACUGCCGGGAGGGUUGGGGCUCGACCAGAUUCCUGCUCGCGGAGGGUCCCGGCCCCAGCCCAGCCUGGCCACACCAAGGAUGGGCCAGGAUCAGUGACCCCGAGCCACCGAGGGGGCUGGACGGCUGUGCCGUGGACCAGCGUCUGCAGUUCUUCCCGCGUGGAUAAAGAUGGGACAGGGAUACUGAAAGCAUGGCCGCCCCAACCCAGGCCCGCAGGGACCCAGAGGAAGGCCGCACCGAGAACAGAGCCCGCAUCUUGAGCCGGCGCUGGCCGGGUGUCCUUGGACGGCCUCUGGGGGCGGCACCGGCUUUAACUGAUGUUAAAGGGGGUGAACUUGGGGGUCAGGUGAAUGUGGUCACCAGGCUCUGUCACUUGUCGGUCCUGAGCCAACCUCUUGGGGCCCCACUUCCUGCCUCAGCGGGCGGCUGGGAGGACCAGCCUGUGUUCAGCCCCUGGGAAGGGCAGUUCAGACGCUAAGCACUGUGACAAAGUGACAGGUGGCCAAGAGCAGGGAGAGCGCGUGGCCGCCCCAGCAGUGUGGAAGGGGCCGCUCUGCACAGGCCGUGUGCGGCUGGAGCCGGGACAGAGGCGCCCUGGGCUCUUCCAGCAGAGCCCAGGCUCUGACGUCAGACCUCUGGACAUCCAUCCCAGGUCCUGCCCAGCACUGUGACCUCGGGUGUCACCUCCAGGGCUCCCGGGCUGCACCGUCCACGGGGACGGCAGACCCAGGAGGCUCCCUGCCUGGCCCGCGGUGGUGGCGGUAGUCUCGCCCCAGGCCGCCCCUGUGCUGGCGAAGCAGCAGAGCUCCAGGUCCAGGGUUGGGCACAGGGGUGGCUCAGAAAGCAGGACAGGAGCGGGCAGCUGAGCUGUUGGGGGACCGGGUUUGACAGCUGGACAGUGAGGGACACGGCCAGGUGGAGCCGGGGCCAGGCAGGCUGGCAGGUCAGCCUCAGAGGCCCUUCUGGCUGACUAAGCCGUGCACUUCAUCUCAGGUGCUGGGCAGAGUAGGGGGGACCGGGCAGGCUACAGUGUGGUCAGCUCUGUCCUGAGCGGGUCCCUCCGACAGUCGAGAGGCUGGUGAGGACAGCUUGGGACCUUCCAGCUUCCUCAGGGCCCCGGCCGCCGGUCGUCUCCUCCCUGGCCCCCCCAGAGGAGGGUGGGACCAGCUGAGCAGGCAGCCCCCCCGCCGCGGGGCCGAGCACCUCCUCCCAGCCCUCCGCCAGCCUGAGCGCCCGGCUCUCCUGCCUUCGGCCCACUUGCCAGAGCCUCAUGUACAACCUGGUGACCUGGAGCAAGUGGCGGACUUCUCUGCGCCUCCAUCUCCUCAUUCGAAAUGAGGCAGAACCCCCUUCCCACAGGGGCAGGCCCUGCCUGGGGGCCAGGACCCAGGGCUUCCCCGGCCAUCAACCCGCAGGUGAGGUGGGUGGUGCUCCCCUCCCAUUUUAGAGAUGGGGACGUCGGGCGUCGAGGGAGGUGGCCUGCCAAGGACACUCAGCACCAGGGCUGCAGCUGGAAGCGGGACUCCGUUUGGGCCCCUGGUCUAGGACGGUCACUAAGCCAGGGCCCCGCCUCCCUGAGGGGGAAGCUCCUGCGGGCGGGCGGGCGAGGAGCAGGCUUGAGCUGCCGCCUGGCCUCCUCUCACCCUGCUCUGCACCCUGCCCAGCCCAAGGGCCCAGGCUGGAAGCUGGGAUCGCAGGCUGGACCGGCAGGUCAGCCUCAGGCCCUGUGCCCUGCCUGGCCCACGUUCCCCAGCCUUCCUGAUGCGGAGCCUCCUGGUGAGGCUCCUGUCGGGAGUAAAACCUCGCUUUUCCUCCCGCGCUCCACCUGGACGGCGGGCUCGGCGAGGUGGUGUCCCUGAGCUUGCCCCUUCCUCCCCAGCCCCGGGCUGUGGCCGCUGCCAUCUGUGGCCUCAGGAGCGCGCCCCAGCCCGUCCUCCCCUUCCCUCGCCUGCCUCUUCCCGGGCUGAUUCCCCAGGGUCCUUGAAGAUGUCCCCCUCGAGUGGAAUCCGACCCAUGGACAGGCUGUGUGGGGGGGCGCCGCGUGAGCGUCUGUGCUUGUCAAAAUCAAGCCACCCCGAGGGCCAGUCCGUGCCCCCUGAGGCUGUGGCCCUCAGCCCUGGUCACUCCGUCUGGUGUCCAUUCCUUCGCCCCCGGUUACCUCUUCCCAGUGGAGCUUGGGAAAUGGACGCAGGGCCCAUGUGCUGCUCAGGGGAGUGCAGGGUGGGCACGCUGACCUUGCUCAGGUUGUUGGGUCCAGGACCUAGGGGGACGCAGGGGGCAGAAGCUGGAGGAAGGGGCCUCAGCAUGGGUCACCACCCCUGCGGAGGGAGCGUGAGGCCACGUGGUGCUCCUCCGCAAUCCCCCGGGCUGGCCGGGUGUGGACGGGUCAGACGCGCCAGGCGUGCUGCACGCACAGGUGGACGGGGGCGGAAGGAUGGAUGGGCAGACCGUGCCUGGUGUCCUCCCGGGCUGAGGAGGCCUGACCACGAGCUGCAGCUGGGUCUCCAGGACUCGGAGGAUGUGGGGCCCAGGCCCUGGGUGACCGCGACCGCCGACUCCAGACCCAAGCGCCUUGGGUCUCCAGUGCGCCUUACCUGGCGCACCCUCACCUUCCCGACUGCCUUCUUGGGAGGCACGGCAGGCCCCCACGCUCGCCCGGAAGCCUCGGAUCGUCCCUGCAUCCUUUAUCCUCAAAGGCCACGUCCGAUCCUUCCGCAGACCCGGGCUCCUUGGCCCCGCUCCCCACCUCCCCGCUGAGCCGUGGAGCCACCCGGCUCACAAGCCACGCCCUUCCCGCUACAGCCUCACUUUCACUUUUACGAGACUCUGCUGUGAGGAGAUGCUGCAGGAGCCCCUAGGCCACCCCCAGACCCAACCCUGCCCUGCAUGGCGCCUCUGUUCAACCACCUCCACUGGUCACAUCCGUAAAAUGACCCAGAAGGUUCCACGUAAUCUGGGCCCUGCCUAGUUUUCUAGCUUUGUCUGCUACUCCUCUCUCCCUUGCCCAGUCUGUGCUGGCAGCAUGGAUCAUGCCAGGAUCCUUCCACAUGAGGAAUUCAGGGCCAUGCAUAUUCCUGCCUCAGGACCCUUGUGCUGGCUGUUCCCUCUUCCAGGAAUGUUUUCCUUGAGAUGUUCAUGUGGCCACUCCCUCACGUCAUUUAGUCCGUGAGGCCUUUCCUGGUGACGCUGUCCGUUGCAGUGUGGACAUGGUGAGUGUGCCCAGAGUUCUAGGUCUCCAUCUGGCAGUGUUGAGCUGGGGAUCCUUCAGGAGGCGGGGCCGAGGGAAGGGCAUUAGGUCAUGGGGCGCAGCCCUGGGAAGGGAUUCAUGCUGGUCUCGUGCAGUUUGCUCUCAAGAGGAAGAGGUGGUUCUGAAGUGAGGCUUCUGCAUGUGGCGAUCACGCUGUGACGGAGCCACAGGGACCCUCACCGGAGGCUGCACGGGUGCGGCCACCUAUGUUUGCACUUUCUGCCUCCAAAACUGUAUGUUCAGUAAACCUCAUUUCUUUGCUUUA
Molecule: messenger RNA, 7475 nt
Organism: Sciurus carolinensis (gray squirrel)
Lineage: Eukaryota; Metazoa; Chordata; Mammalia; Rodentia; Sciuridae
Product: translation initiation factor IF-2-like
Exons: 2
Coding region: 5725-6720 (331 amino acids)
Source: RefSeq, a predicted model, not a curated record